Molecule: messenger RNA, 1092 nt
Organism: Effrenium voratum
Lineage: Eukaryota; Dinophyceae; Suessiales; Symbiodiniaceae
Source: the annotation of a GenBank genome assembly
AUGCAGCGGCGCGUGGAGGCGCAGUUCCGGCGCGACUGGACCUUCGGGUUUGCGGUCUGGAACUACUUGUUCCGGACCGCGGUCAACUUGCAGAAGAACGCUUACAUGUUCUCCGCGCCCAGCGCCGACGGCGGCAGCUACCAGUCCUUGAAGCCCGAGGACAUCGUCGCGGGCGUCCGGGAGAUCGCAUCCCGCUUGCGGGGAACCUACACGGACAUCAACGGCGAGGAGAAGCCCGUCCAAGGCGACUUGACCAAGCUGCGCUUUGCAAACUUGAAGCCCGCCGCCCGCAAGAUCCUGGCGAACGUCGAGGCCCGGGACCCACGAGGUGCGCAAGACCAUGCGCCUCCAGACCCACGCUUAUCGCGUCUGCUUCGGGACCUCGAUCUUCUUGACUUUCUCGCCUUCGGAGCCCGCGGCCUGCCGGCGCUGGACGAAGAGUUCUGCCGGCUGAGCCCCGAGGCCUUGGCGGAGAACCUGCCGAACUACGAGGACAGGACGCUGGUGCUCCUGACGCUGCGCCACCUCUUGGGGGUCAGGUUCUGCCCGCGCUGCCCGAACUGCGCGACUUCGGGGCAGCCUUGCAGCGACGCGUUCGGGAGCAACGCCGUGGCUGGCGGCGGCGUGCUGGGCAGAGUUGACGCUCCAUCGUAUGCUUCCUACACUGCCCAUGUCCGGCGCUCCGUCUACUGCGACCCGGAGGGCUGGGAGCGCGAUCGGGCCGCCGAGGCCUACCAGGCGAGCCGCCGGCUGCGGCCCGAGGAGUGGACGCGGCGACACUUGGCGGAGGACGUGGAGCAGCUGCAGCAGCGCAAGCAACAUCAUGUGCAUCUCCCUGCCGGCCCAGGCAGCAAGCGGCGGCCCCUGGCCCACUGCCGCAACCCCAAGGAUCCGACGAGGCGCAAGAGCGGUUUCCCCCGCGACCGCCAGUUGAUUCUGGGCCGAACGGCUCUGGUCUGCCGCAGCUUGGCCGAGCAGCUGGUCAAGGGCAAGCGGAGUUCUUUGGGCCUGCAGUGGGGCCCGGUCAACGACCCGAACCUCGCCGUGGGCGCGAAUCGCCAGCGGCGCUGCCCAAAGUGCAGGACCAAGUGA